CAGUUGGUGGCGGUAAUGCACCAUUUCGUUGUUUGCCAACCGCCAACAAAAUUCUAUAAAGAAGAAGAAGGAAGAGCAACUCGACUGUGUCGCAGCCUGGUCGCACCUAGCUUUCUCCUAAUCGACAGUUGGUCUUUGAUUGUUGACUCACUUCCAAAGAUGGUUCGACCACAUUUUGGACCACCGCGCCUAAAGCCCAGACCUUACGGAGAUGGUCACGGCGUUGGCUCUAGUGAAGGGAAUUACAACCCCAAUUCCAAAAGUCGAAGAGAUGUCCAGGGGUACCCAGCAAAGGCCCCUUUUAACUGGCGAGAUUCCAGAGGUAGAGGACGUCCCCCAGUUACCAGGAGAGUCCCCCUGAUGGGGGAGCAGAGGGAGCCACGUUUCAACCACUGGAGGUCCUCUAAUCAGGAUUCCUUUCAAUCAUACCCUGCCAAAAUUGAACCACACCAUAGCCAGAGGAGGCCUUCUCCAUCUAGGCAAAACCGCUCCCCCCAUGUCCAGCAUCAGUCAUCCUCUCGCAGUCCUGCACAAGCAUCCCCGGGUCAAAGGGGCCCACCUUUCCAUGGCCACCCCUCAGGUCACCGGUCACCCUCCCCGAGACACUUUCGCAGCCACCCAGCUGACAGGAGGCCAGGAUCUACACCAGCUUACCAGGGGUCUUUCAGGGGCAACAAAAGGCAGUCAGGUUUUCAGCAUCAGGAGCAGCGGAGCCGAGACCCUCGUGGAAAUUACAGUCCCAGAGAAAGGCCCAAUGAGCACUCAAGUCAUGGCAUGAAGCGCUGGGACGAGGCUGGACCGUUCUCUCAUCCACACAAUGGAGAGCACGGGCCCUCUGGUUCACAGAGGGGCCCCAGAGAGAUGCAUGGGAGAGGCUCCUGUCCACAGAGGUGGUCAUCUGAGCAAGACACCAGGCGGCAGCGUGGUCCGGUGGAGAGGCAGGGCAGCAGAUCCCACAGUAGAGAGAGGGCACAAGAUGUCUCUCACCCGCCCCCCUUCAGAACCCCCUCAUGGAAAGGAGGUCCAGCACCGUCAACCUCCUACAACAGGAGCCCUCAGGAGAGGCAAGUGGCAGGACCCCGCAAGAGGAGGAUAUCAGACAUCAGCAUGCCCUCCCCAAACCCUGCACUGGAGCAUGGCAAUCCAAAAUACCCCAGGAGAGAGAGACCUCAGCUGCUCGGUAUUCCCAGGCCGUUUGGUGGUAAACCAUUGUCUCUUAGAGAUAAAAGUUACCUGAUUAAGAGCAGACAAGUCAGAGCAGAGUCUCUCAUGGGGCUCAGAAUACCUCCUUCUGUGAAACCCAGACCUCGCCUGGGCGACUCUGCUUCACGGGGGAAUGUUAGUUCUGUUUUUGCUAUCAGAAAGAAACGUUUCCAGUCAAAUGCGGUUCCCCUGAGAAACCUGGAACCAAGGAGGGCAAAACCACAAGAGUCACCCCGCAGAGAAGAAAGCAAUGCCAGCAAGUCUUCAAGAGACUCUGAUACAGGCAAAGAACAGGUGGAGUCUCGCCGGUCCUUGAACACACACAGAUCUUCUCCCAUAGAGAAACGUGACCUUGUUGUUUUGUCCCACUGGCCACCUGGGCCAAGCUCCUCCUCUAAGGACGGCUCACCUCCAAAAGAUCGCAGCCCAAAACCCAAGUCUGAACACAGUUCAGAUGCAGAUACCACACUGAACAGCCGACUCUCAAGGACGAAUGAUUCUGAAGACCGAAAACGGGGCUAUUUGGAUAAGAAGAUGUUCAGGCCAUUUAAUAUGAUGCAGGACUGCCAUAGACCUGGGAGGCCCUUCAGGAGACCAGGACAAGGACCUGGACCAGGACCCAUGCAGAGACCAAAGUUCAUUGGUGGUCCAAGGAAGACAGGCCCUGAACUAUCUUCAAAUGUUAGAAGACCACUCAUGGAGAGCUUGGUGCCACGUCCCUUCCCAAAUCAGAGGCCAGUGUUCCGAAAAAGUCACAGUAUCAUGUCCAAAUACCGCACCAUGAGAGUGAUGCGUCAGCGCCCACCGUACAACCGAGGACCCAACCAGCAACGCUGGUGAGAAUUUCCGCACAGGUCCCACAAUGUGCAGACAUGAUACUGGAAAACAUCAAGAUUAUCUCCGCUUGGUGUGGGCCGCACAAACCCAUCUCUCUCUACAAUCUCAACCUACCUGUAAAUAAUUGAAGUGUUGUUGCUUACAUUUGUUAUCUGGUGUUACAGUUGUCUUUGAAGUACUGCAGUACUUUUUGUUUUAGAAUAUUUGUAACAUCCUACAACAUUGUACUGUGCUGCUUUUGACUGGUGUUUAAUUAUUUGGGAAUUGCUGCUUGUGAGUUUAUUUUACAUUUAAUAGUUUUAGCUUUUCUUUUUUUUUCUUUUUUUUUGACCUGCAGCAUUCAAUUUCAGAUUGAAGUCCAAGCAGUGUUUACUAUCUCACCUUUUUAUUGUUUGUAAAGACUUAUCACAUGAGAUGUCCUAUUUGAUUAAUCAUGGGUGUUGAUUAGAAACUGCUGCUUGUCACAAGACACUUAGCUACUACUUGUAAAACUUGUAUAAUCACAUGUUCAGUUUAUUGUUUGAGACUUGAAAUAAAAUCAGAUUUAACAAGC
This is a messenger RNA of Micropterus salmoides (largemouth bass), 2593 nucleotides long. RefSeq lists its product as uncharacterized. NCBI's taxonomy places the organism in Eukaryota, Metazoa, Chordata, Actinopteri, Centrarchiformes, Centrarchidae. The record is from RefSeq and is a predicted model, not a curated record. The transcript has 10 exons. Bases 16 to 2043 code for a protein of 675 amino acids.